Molecule: messenger RNA, 2786 nt
Organism: Gadus macrocephalus (Pacific cod)
Lineage: Eukaryota; Metazoa; Chordata; Actinopteri; Gadiformes; Gadidae
Product: RING finger protein 150-like
Exons: 7
Coding region: 268-1566 (432 amino acids)
Source: RefSeq, a predicted model, not a curated record
CAGGAAGCACGUCUGACCCCAAACAACAACAGUCUGUAUUCUCGCCGGUUGAGGUGCGCUGCUAAGAGCAUAAACACCUCAAACGAAAGCCAACGUGUCUGAUAGUACUUAUAAAAACAAAAAUGUUCUGCUCUUAAUUUGUAGAAAAGACAUGAAAGCAUAAAGAUUUUUAUUUUUAUAUUAUUUUUUAGAAAGAGAGACGAUCUCUCCCGACACUGGGCAAGGUGUUCGCCCCGGAGGUGGGGACGGGACCCUUGUUUCUGAAAAAUGGCAGUGUCCCUCACCGGAGCUUGCAGGAACAUAGCUCUCUCCACCUGCUUCCUGUCUUUUUGUUUCGGAAAUGUGCUCUGCCUUGAGUUCACAGUCGCAGAGAAGGAAGAAUGGUACACGGCAUUCAUCAACAUAACAUAUCAAGACCCUGUCACCUCCGAACUCAAAACCGAUAAAUCCGAGUGUGGUCGCUAUGGCGAACACUCCCCAAAGAAGGAAGCCCGCGGACUUGUUUUAUUACCUACCUUCUUUCGGGACAGACAAGGAUGUCACAUUAAUGUAAAAUUCCCCAUCGCCUCCCAGAACAUCGCCUGGGUGGCGUUGAUCGCUGCGGGGAAUUGUACGUUUCGGGAGAAAAUCAGCAAUGCUGCAAGUCGCAAUGCAUCCGCAGUUGUCAUUUACAAUGUGGGCUCCAACAACCCAAACGACACGAUAACCAUGCCGCACCAAGGCACCGGAGACAUAAUCGCUGUGAUGAUCCCGGAGCCAAAGGGGCAGGACAUUGUGGCGUUGCUGGAGCAGAGGGUCAUGGUCAUGAUGGACAUCACGGUGGGGACGCGGAACCUGCAGAAGUACGUGAGCAGAACCUCGGUGGUGUUUGUGUCCAUCUCCUUUAUCGUCCUCAUGACCAUCUCCCUGGCCUGGCUCGUCUUCUACUACAUCCAGAGGUUCCGCUACGUCAACGCGCGCGACCGCAACCAGAGGCGCCUGGGAGAUGCAGCCAAAAAGGCCAUCAGCAGGUUAGAAGUGCGAACCAUCAAGAAAGGGGACAAGGAAAUAGAUUCAGAGUUUGACAGCUGCGCAGUUUGCAUUGAAAGUUACAAGCCCAACGACGUUGUAAGGAUCUUACCGUGCAGGCAUCUGUUCCAUAAACACUGCAUUGACCCGUGGCUGCAGGACCAGAGAACUUGCCCCAUGUGCAAAACCAACAUCCUCAAGGCACUGGGCAUUAUGCCCAGUGAAGAUGGCUCGGACGAGAUACCCCCAGAGUACGAGGCUUCCAUCGGGCCCACCAACGCAAUCACCGGGGCGAGCGAGAUGACGGUGAACGAGAGCUCGGUGGUGCUGGACCCAGUAGCAGGGUCCAUCAGCCUGCAGCAGCUCUCUGACCAGGAUGACUGGGUACCUCCUGCACCGGAGCACGGACCAGACUGUACUGGUGACCCCCCCCCACUGAGCAGCGGCCCGGACCCCCCCAGAAUGGGGGCCCGCGCGGGGGACGAGGAGCAGCCUGCGGAGCCCCAACCGCUGGGGCAGAACUCUUUGGUGGAUUGCCACUCUGUGUCACCGGAUUAAUGGGAUCCCAUUGAUAGUUUGGACGUUGGUGACCGAGGAGAACAGACGACCCGCGUGUUACUUUCUGUUCUUCUUCUUUGUUGUGGACGAACACACCGCUGCUGGCCCUUGUGAUGACUGAUGUCACAGUCAACGGAUGUGGAGAAGAGAGGGAGGACUGUCCCUCUGUUAUUGUAUUGUGUCUGUUGAUGGGCCAACCACCUCCCCCCUCCUCCCUACUGUUGAUGGGACGGGCCUUAAGAGUUUUAAGGGACAUCAGAUGUGUGGGGGAGGGCUUCCUUAUUCCAAUACGUUUCAGUUGUCCCUUUUUGUUGUUUACGUUGUGUUUUUUUUCUGCAUUAUAUGUGCCUUAUGUGAAUCGUUUUUUACUGCAAACACAUUUCAGAAUGUAUUCUCUAUAUGACAUGCAUUCAUAGGGUACAUCACAACAGCGUUGAACAUGUGUCAAAGUGUCUGGUAUGUUCUCCUACCAGUGAAAUCCUUUUAAAAUGCCCUUAGGGAUAACGUUUAAAUAACCAGCAUGUUUGUAGAUUUUGUUCAAGUUUUUGUUUACCUCAAAGAAAAUGAUAGGUCCAAUAUUUUUCGCUGUUUACGCCGUUAUGUCAGGUGUAUGUGUACACGUAUAAACGUAGUUCGAUAGCCAACGAAAUGUUAAACUAAGAGCGGAAGUUGGUGUUUAUAUUUGCCUAGCAAAUUACUAUAGGAACACGCUUCUCACUCAACUUUUAUUUUUAUAAUGUAUGCACAUUUUAUGAUAAAUAGGACUGUAUAUAGCACAUUUGUACCUCCUGUCAUUGGGUCUUAUGUUUUUAUCAGUCGAACUGCACCUAUUGAAUUUUUUUAUCCAUUUGUCCUUUGCUUUCUGAAACCCUAUGAAGUGUGGUGUGAAUGACGGAUAAGUCAAGCUGUCCUCACCGGUUGACAAUCAUGACUAGUCCCUCUAGUGCAUUUGUAAAAAGGAGGUCCCUAACUGCCCGUUGUCUUACUGUGGCUGGUUUACCAAGAAAAGCCACACAUCGAAUGGCUAUGGGCUGUUUGGGUGCUCACUGUAGCAUAAUGAAACGGUAUAUGUGCCAAACAUGUAGGUUAUUAUUAACAUGACUGUUAACAAUCUCAUAGAGAGAUAACCACUAGGAUGUCUACAUUACAGUUGUCUUGUCUGUGUGUCUGAAUUAGAAAUAUGUUCAAUCUAUGGCAUAAAAAUGGUGUAUAUUUUGUUA